Molecule: messenger RNA, 527 nt
Organism: Sinocyclocheilus anshuiensis
Lineage: Eukaryota; Metazoa; Chordata; Actinopteri; Cypriniformes; Cyprinidae
Product: NXPE family member 1-like
Exons: 3
Source: RefSeq, a predicted model, not a curated record
UUCGUUUUCAGAGCCGUACGGCCAUUUUCUUCACUCACAAGCUGACGUAAAAUAGGAGAACAAUAGACUUAGCCAUGGUCAUGCCAUCCACGGAGAAAUCAAAUGCACCAGUCUGCAGGUUAAGACAGUAUGCAUUAUUACUGGCUUUUCUUUGGACAUCAUUCUGUUUGGUUCUGUGGGCAUUGAAUGGUGGGAUUCAUAUAAAACAAUUUCAGCCCCCCAGACCUGUACCAGUUCCUCGAAAUAACAAUUCAUCCAUAAUAUCAGCGGUUGACAUGGGAAUCAGCGAUGAGGAGUGGGAAAGACUACAGAAGGCUCUGGACUGGCCUAUUCCAGAUCAAGAAAUCACUCAUCUGAUUCAGAGCACAAGUCCAGUCCACUCAACUUUCUCUAUUGUGGGACUCAAAGAGAGUUACAAAGUGGGAGAAAUUAUCUCUGUUAUUAUCACAGCCAGAGACCACAACAAGAACCUGAAAAGAUAUGGAGGAGACUUUUUCAAAGCAAAACUUUUCAAUACAGAGCUAAAG